AUGACUGAGAAUAGGAGCCUUAGUGCGCCAGCUGCAGACUCCUCCGCUGUUUGCCCCAAAGUCAGGUUUCCGCCAAUUCAGGAGACCUUAACUUACUUGCUCAAAACUGUUACAGAAACAAACAGACAAGAUCUCAAGCAUAUUCCAUACCAGGAAUCGAUUUUGGCCGUGGGAGGAAUAGAUGAUAGCAUAAAGCUUUUGACAAGAGCUAUCCACCCCGCAGUAAAACAUUUCGAGAACAAGGAGGUGACCACAAAGAUGCUGCAUGAAGUCCGCGAGAAGCAAGCAGCAACCGAAGUAUGGGAGAAGGACAACGGAUACCUAAGCUUUGUUACUGAUGAUCGCAACGCAGCCUAUUGGCGUGGAUAUGUUGGACAAUCAGAAAACCCCAGAAAUCGGAUCAUGCAGCAUCUCAGGGCUAUUAUCAACAGUGAACAGAGUACGCUGCAUUAUUAUAUUGUGGCUAAAGGAGCUGGGCACCGUGCGAUCAACUUCAUGAAACUCUGGACUCUUGUCUGGCCAGAUCAUGUUAACAAACAUAUCCCUAUGGUAUUUGCUAAUAUCCUAGAGAUGUUCAUGGCUAGAUGCUUCCAGACCCUUGCACCAGGUAUUCUUGAAGAAUACUUUGGGAAGGGGGAAUACUCUGGCACUGGCCUGAAUGUUGUUCCGCCACUUCUUCAGGGAGUCUCACUUAGCCCAGGUGCCAGAUACACCUACUCACUCCAACUAGAAGACUCGCCAGACAGGGAGAUUAGAUGGCCACAGUAUCGAUUGAAGCGACGGUUAGAAGACCAGGCCUUAUCUCAAGAGCGGACUGGUAACUCUCUCAAGCGCCAUGAAUACCUCGAAAUCUUGACAUCAGCUGCAAGGGCACAACUUGGGAUCUCUGAUUUACAGCCUAUGGAUACUACAGCUUCGCUCAUGAAACCAUUCGACAUGGAGUCCUGCUUGCGUACAGUUAAAGAUGCUGUUAGAGAGCCCCAAAAGGUUGUUAAGCCUAGAGGUACUCUCAAGGCCCGGGUUGGGAUAAUUCUGGACCAGCAUAGCUAUCUUAGGGAGAGCCAACCACUGUCAUAUGGGGCAACAGGCGAAUGUGCAGUCUCUUGGGGUAUCACGGAGAGUGGAUUCUGCGAAGAGAAUUCUCUUAUUUGGCCUUUCACAUUCACCCAGGAAAUCAUCCAGCUAUCAACAUCUCUUUCCUUCAAGCAGAUGAGGCCAGAUGAAGCUGAUGCCAUAAGCAAAGCCAACAAGGAUCUCAUUCAAGCAAGCAACCUCCGGAUCAUCAUUUUUAGUGAUGCUGAAGUUACACGACUCCUAGGCCUAGGUCGUCAGAUUUCCCUCAAUUUCAGGGGAACCAAUGUCCAAGCCUACGUUGAGAUCGAUGAAGCUUGCAUAAAGCGGGUCUUUAUCCACGCACCAAGGCCACUGUCCAUUUUAUGGGCAAACGCUGGAAGGCAGGUGGUUCAAUGGUGUGAAAUCUUCAGAUUCAGCGCAGUUGUGGCGGAAUUCAAGAGCACUAUACAUACCACAUUUUACGAGCGAACACUGCCGAUGGCAACUGCAGACUCUAUUGAUGCUGGUAUUCGUGCCUGGUUGUAUCGCAAGGGCUUUCGGACCAGCGCUGCCCUCGAGCGUCUUAAGGCUGUUGGAGGAUCGUUUCCAAAGUCUAUCUUUCUACUUUGGACAAGUCUGCCGGAAAGACCCAAGGAUAUCGCCAUGCCAACUACCAAGAUACUGAUAAAGAAAAAGACAAGAAAUCGUUCACGUGUCUUUCCCCCAGAGAAGCUACAAGAGAUGAGGGACCUCUAUGAUGAGAUGCAGCAAGAAUGGCCCAAGGAUGCUCAAACCAUUUCUGCAGAUCCCAGUGGCUCAAUUGAAUAUGAUACAUGUUCCAAGAGCAACAAGUCAUUGGAGAGCAGCAGAGUUUCUGGAAGUUCUGAGUCCCUGGAACACCACGAAAAUUCGGAGAGCGAUGAUGAGUCAGAUACAAGUAGCACACUGGACAUUGAAGCAAUCAGCCAGGCAAUGGUCGCAGGAGAAAGAGAUGACCUGGAAGAAACCGGACUGACCCUAUGUUCCUCCAGGAGUGGGAAGGCUCAGAUCAAAGUCUCCGAAGUGUCUGAGUGUGUUGGUGCUACUACCAGAAAGCAGAUCAUUGCAGCUCAGCAUGAUCCUGCUUAUGGAGAACUGACAUCAAUUGAGAUACAGACACAAAUCAGCCUGCUGAAUGGGCGCCGUUUUAAAGGGCAGCAUUGGUGGUCCAGCCAUGGGGCCAAAGAAAAGCGGCAGAUAUAUGGCCUUUGUUUACUCGUUCAUUCUGUUAUUUGGCUCAGACUUCGGGGCUUCUACCUCAGCCAUAACAAGGAUGGAGUCAUAGUCCAAGCUGAGCUCGCACGACUUGGAGAAAGACAUCCCAAUGCGUAUGUUGUAUCUGAAAGAGCGGAUGACCCAGCAUCCUGUUUGGCUUUUCGGGUAACUCUGAAGGAUGAAAAUGGGGAUCAAAAGGUUGUCUAUCCGACAUCACCGCCUACUCUCGAAGCCAUAUUCAAAGUGAACAGCUUGGUUGACUGGCUACAUGGUGCUACAUUUAGUACGUUGAAAACCCGAGGCAGACGACAUAUCUUCAUCAACCCAACCAACGUCAACGUUGCCGAAGACCUAAAGUUCUUCCAGGGCGGUGCCUAUAUCCUGGAAGACGGUUCACGGUGCAAGAAAAGACCAUCUACUGCAGGAAAGCGCCCAAGAGCUGACAGUGAUGAGUCUGAGUCUGAGCCUGAGCCUGAGCCCGAGCAGGCCCGUGGCAAGAAAGCUGCAAUAUAG
Molecule: messenger RNA, 2820 nt
Organism: Aspergillus lentulus
Lineage: Eukaryota; Fungi; Ascomycota; Eurotiomycetes; Eurotiales; Aspergillaceae
Product: GIY-YIG nuclease family protein
Source: RefSeq, a predicted model, not a curated record